GCUCCCGGAAGGGGCGGGGCCUAAAACGGCGGCACUUCCGGGAUCGGCGCGGGGCGGAGGGGGAACAUGAGCUGGAUCCCGUUCAAGAUCGGGCAGCCCAAGAAACAGAUUGUACCCAAGACAGUGGAGAGAGACUUUGAAAGGGAAUAUGGGAAGCUGCAGCAAUUGGAAGAUCAGACCAAAAAACUUCAGAAGGAUAUGAAGAAAAGCACAGAUGCAGAUUUGGCCAUGUCCAAGUCUGCAGUGAAGAUCUCCUCAGACCUGCUGUCCAACCCCCUGUGUGAGCAGGAGCCCUCCUUCCUGGAGAUGGUCACAGCUUUUGACACAGCCAUGAGGAGGAUGGACUCCUUCAACCAGGAGAAGGUGAAUCAGAUCCAAAAGACAGUGAUAGAGCCUUUGAAAAAGUUCAGCAGUGUGUUCCCCAGCCUGGGCGUGGCUGUGAAGCGCCGCGAGCAAUCGCUGCAGGAUUACAAACGCCUCCAGUCCAAGGUGGAGAAAUACGAGGAGAAGGAAAAAACUGGUCCUGUCCUGGCCAAGCUGCACCAGGCCCGGGAGGAGCUGCGCCCUGUCAGGGAGGAUUUCGAAGCCAAGAACAAGCAGCUGCUGGAGGAGAUGCCCAAGUUCUACAGCAGCCGCAUCGACUACUUCAAACCCAGCUUCGAGUCGCUGGUCCGGGCCCAGGUUGUGUACUACACCGAGAUGCACAAGAUUUUUGGGGAUCUGACGGCUCAGAUCGACCGGCCCGGGCUGAGCGAUGAGCAGCGGGAGAGGGAGAACGAGGCCAAGCUCAGCGAGCUGCGGGCGCUGUCCAUCGUGGCUGAUGACUGAGGGAGGCCGGGCCAGGGUGGGGAGGGAUGGGGACCCCCCCCCUGCACCCCAGAUCCCAUCCCAGGGAUGGACUGGAGGGGCUGGAGCUGCUCCUGCCGGGGUUUGGAUCCUCCCUGGCGCUCCACGAAUGAGUUUUGCCUUAAAUUUUGGGGCGUGGAGGAGCAGGAAAGGGAGGGAUGUGCUGGGUUUGUGCCUCCCUCGGCAUCCCCGGAGGGUGUGCCCCCACUCCUCCCCCUCAUUCUGUGCCUUAGGCACCCUCAGGGGAGGGUAAAAUCACUCCAAAAAAAUGACUCAAAUCCCGAUUUUUGAGGCACGGAGGAGCGGACGAUGCUCCCUCUUUUCCCAGCAACGCUGCAGCGGAGCUGGGGGUGCCGAGGGUGGGGACAGGGGACCCCAAACCCCGGAGCAGGGACAGGCGGGGACAUCCCUGAGGGAGACAACGCAGGCAGGAGCAAACUGGGGAAAUGCCACAGGGACUCGGUCGCUUGUCCCCAAUAAAGUUUCGGGCAGCGGGGCCGGUGCCACCGCCGGGGCCGUGUCGCUGUCGCCGCUGUCGCUGUCGCUGUCACCGCCGGGCCACUGUCGCCCUCUGCCGCCGCCCGGCCGCCACUGCAGGGGGACACGGCGGGCUUGGGGUGUCCGGGGAAGGGAAAAAAAACCCGGGAGGGGCGCGAGGAGUGGAGCUUUCCAGGGAAAUUCAGAGAAUUUAAGGAUAAGGAGGGGCUGAGUGCUGGAUGUGGGUGGGAUAAGGGGGUGGGAGCCCACCCUGGAGGGGCUCUGGAGGUUCUGUCUCUGAGGACACACAGCUCCAGGCAUCGGGGACACCGUCAGCGCCUCUUGCUGCCAGGACCUGGAUUUGGGAGCAGCAGGCUGGAAAUGGGGAUGGAGCCCCUAAAACCAAACCUUCCCUUCCCAGCUGAGCCCUGGGAAUGCUGUUCCCAGUGCAGGAACACUGCAGUGCCCCUGAGAGCAUCCCGUGCCAAACUCCUCCCCAGCUCCAUCCCUCCCUCUCCCCCUGGCUGUUCCUUCCCAACCACAUCACAUGCCAGGCCAGGUUUAAGCAAAAUAAACCCAGUUGCCACGGUUACCCAGAGCAGGGAUGCUAAA
Messenger RNA from Oenanthe melanoleuca, 1935 nucleotides. It is a transcript of the gene BIN3, whose product is annotated as bridging integrator 3. Gene Ontology annotation, molecular function: lipid binding; protein binding. The record is from RefSeq and is a predicted model, not a curated record. Lineage: Eukaryota; Metazoa; Chordata; Aves; Passeriformes; Muscicapidae. Gene Ontology annotation, biological process: plasma membrane tubulation; actin cortical patch localization; endocytosis. Gene Ontology annotation, cellular component: cytoplasm; actin cortical patch. The coding region runs from base 67 to 828 and encodes 253 amino acids. The transcript is spliced from 9 exons.